GAAACGCAAGAGCUAGAAAUCAAUUCAUUUUUCUACUUGUAACGUUCAUGGCAAGUAAAUCAAUUGAAUGGCUCGAAAAAGCCAUUUCAGAACAAUUUAUUAAUCAAUAUAAUUAUGAAGAGUUUUAUGGGUAUCAAAUCCUUGGUGAAGGUGCAUCUGGGGAGGUGCGCAAAUUUGAAUGGAAGAAUUAUAAUUUAAUGGUUGUUCAUAAAAGUUUAAAAGGUUUCACUGAAAUGGAUGAAAUGAAUGAAGAAAAAAUUAAAACUCUCGUUAAAGAGCAAUAUGAAUUAGCUUUACAUAUUGAAAAACUUCAUAUGAAUGCAAGUUCUGAUGACAACUUAAUUCAUAAAGUUUCUUUGCAUCAAAGUGAUCAAAAUGAUAGAUUGGUUUAUAUAGAUAGAGUUAAUUUAAAUAUCGAUAUCGAUAAAGUUAAUUUAAAUCGUCAAUUUUCGAAUCAAACAAAUGAUAGAUUUCAUUAUGCAAAAUCAAAUUCGGAUAGUCAAUUAAUUCAUAAACCUUCUUUAAUGUCAGAUUAUAGUUUACCUUAUGAUGAUGAUUUAGUUAGUUCGGACAUUAAUUAUCAAAGAAUGAAUUCGAGUAAUAAUUUAGUUAGUUCGGACAUUAAUUAUCAAAGAAUGAAUUCGGGUAAUAAUUUAGUUAGUUCGGACAUUAAUUAUCAAAGAAUGAAUUCGGGUAAUAAUUUAAUUAGAUCAAGAACCACUUCAGAUAAAAGUGAAAAAGAAUCACCGAUUGAUAAGAAUAGCAUCAAUACAAAUUCAGAUACAAGAUCAACGGAUGAAUCAACACUACAUCCUGAUGAGUUUUUCGUAAAUGAAAUGUCAACUGACAAAUUAAUUGUCGAUAAUUUCCAAUCAUAUUAA
Messenger RNA from Racocetra fulgida, 881 nucleotides. The record is from the annotation of a GenBank genome assembly. Lineage: Eukaryota; Fungi; Glomeromycota; Glomeromycetes; Diversisporales; Gigasporaceae.